Molecule: messenger RNA, 348 nt
Organism: Funneliformis mosseae
Lineage: Eukaryota; Fungi; Glomeromycota; Glomeromycetes; Glomerales; Glomeraceae
Source: the annotation of a GenBank genome assembly
AUGUUAUAUUUUAUUGAACCUGAGACAUUAUCUUCAACCGAAAAGAGUCCAAAAAUUAAUAUCUGCAUGGUGGAAAAUAUUCUUGCGGAAGAAAAAGCGAGAUUGCAAAGAUGUUAUCAAAUAGAUAGAGAUCAAAAGAGAAAUGUCAACGUACGUGCGGUCAUCAAUCAAAUAGAUAAAAUAAACCAGGAUUAUCGAGAUCAAAUUGAUUCGACCGAUAGCUUAUCAAAAUGUAAUUUGCAAAGACAUCAAGAACAUAGAGAUCUAACCAUAAAUGAAGCCAAUAAUUUACCCAAGGGAAUGAAGAAAGAUUGUUAUUUAACCGAUAGUCUUUCAGAAAAUUUUUAA